Messenger RNA from Vitis riparia (riverbank grape), 2351 nucleotides. Its product is annotated as probable WRKY transcription factor 20. Lineage: Eukaryota; Viridiplantae; Streptophyta; Magnoliopsida; Vitales; Vitaceae. Gene Ontology annotation, biological process: regulation of DNA-templated transcription. The record is from RefSeq and is a predicted model, not a curated record. The coding region runs from base 166 to 2046 and encodes 626 amino acids. The transcript is spliced from 6 exons. Gene Ontology annotation, molecular function: DNA-binding transcription factor activity; sequence-specific DNA binding.
CUCAUCGGACUCUGAGCCUCUCGCUUCUCUAUCUUUCUCUCUUUCUGCCAAGCCAAAUUAACACGCAUCAGGGAGGUGAAAUCCCGAAAAUACCCCUCGAGGACACAAAUCACACUCACUUCGUUCACACACACAGCUGCUUCUCUUCCGCCCUCGAGCCUGAUAAUGGAAGACAGCGUCAACUACGAAAUCCGAAACUCUCGUUCCAAAUCGCCCGACGUAUUUGCCGAAACGUUCGACAAUCGGUUCAAUUCCACCAACCAUGUCCGUGCUGCGAUUCGCAAUUCCGGCACUGUUUCAAACAGUGUUGAUCCCCCAACUACCGUAUCCGGUGGAAAAUCCGAUUCUAGGGUUACAUACGGAACAGGGCCGAGUGUCUCAAGGUAUAAAUUGAUGUCUCCGGCGAAACUUCCGAUCUCGAGGUCGCCGUGCCUGACGAUCCCUCCCGGUUUGAGUCCGUCUUCCUUGCUCGAGUCUCCGGUGCUGCUUUCCAACAUGAAAGUGGAGCCUUCCCCAACAACUGGUUCCUUACCAAAGAAUCAAAUAGUGCUGGAUCCUGUUGGUUCUGCCUCAUUUUCAUCUACUGCAGAUGGUUCCAGUGGCAAUGAGAUAAACGUUGGUAACUUUGAGUUCAGGCCCCACAAUAGAUCAAGCUUGGGUUCAGGCUUAUCUUCAUUAGGUCAUUUGGCUUCUGCUUCAAACCUUCAGCAUCAUGAGGCACGAGUUGAAGUCCAAGAUCAAGGCCAAACUCAGUCAUUUGCAACAUCAUCUUAUGUUAAAAGUGAUAAGGCGGCAGAUCCAUCUGUUACUGCUCCCAAUCCACAGGCAUCCAUGGUUGCUUCAAGUGCUAGUCUACCUAUCAAAAUUGAUUAUGGAAAACUGCAGCAGAGCCAGGGUUUUGAUAUUGGGGUCCAAGCAGCACUUUCUGAACAGAAAGAGUCAAAUCCUUCGUUCACUGCAGAAAAAUCAUCAGAAGAUGGAUAUAAUUGGCGGAAGUAUGGGCAGAAACAUGUUAAAGGAAGUGAAUUCCCCCGGAGCUAUUACAAAUGUACACACCCUAAUUGCCAAGUGAAGAAGCAAUUAGAACGCUCUCAUGAUGGAAAGGUCACAGAGAUUAUUUACAAAGGUAGGCAUGAUCAUCCUAAACCUCAAGCUAGACGUCGAUUUGCAGUUGGGGCUGCUCUGUCCAUCCAUGAAGAGAACCAGGACAAGUUUUCUUAUUUAACAAACAUAGAACACAAGACAUCCCAUGCACAUGGCCAGACAUCUUAUCAUGGGGAGCUAGAUAGUGUGCCAGAGGUUCCUCCAUUCACGGCAAGUGAUGAUGAGCAGGAAGCUGAUGAGGAUGAUGUUGAUGAUCCUGAUUCAAAGCGAAGGAGGCUAGAAUGUGGUGGUUUAGAUGUAAUUCCAUUGCAUAAGCCAACUCGAGAACCACGAGUGGUUGUUCAAACUGUGAGUGAAGUUGAUAUACUAGAUGAUGGAUAUCGUUGGCGCAAAUAUGGGCAGAAAGUGGUGAAAGGCAAUCCUAAUCCAAGGAGCUACUACAAGUGCACAAAUGCCGGAUGCCCAGUCAGGAAACAUGUGGAAAGAGCAUCACAUGAUCCAAAAGCAGUCAUAACCACUUAUGAGGGAAAACAUAACCAUGACGUACCUGCUGCAAGGAGUAAUACUCAUGACACAGUAGGAUCAAGCAUUUACUCAACAUCAAUGGAUGCCAUUUUAAGGACUAAACUAGAAGAAACUGACACAAUAAGCCUUGAUCUUGGGGUUGGCAUUAGCUUGAGUCCUGACAAUGGAUCAAAUGAGAGGCCACAAACAAUGGAGGCAGACCCUGAUCGAACCCAAAUCCAUAUUGUGGGUUCUGAUUGUAGUAAACUAAUUCAAGCAACCUCAUCUUCGGCAUACUACAGCAUUUCAAAUGAUUCCGUUGAUCAGCGUGAAAUUAGAGAAAACCAAGGUGGAAACUUUACCUUUGAGGCUCCACCUCUAAACCGGUCCUCUAAUCCAUACCCCCAAAGCAUGGGGAGCUUACUAAUGGGUCCCUAAAAUAGUCUCAUGGGUCCAACCUGAGUCUUCCAUGCAAAGUGCAAGUACAUCAAGUUGAAGAUCCCAAUGGCUUGACAUAGAGCGCUUUGCUGACAAUUGCAUCACUGUCUUGUUAACCGCAGCCUCCCAGCAACAGUUUGCUUACUUGUCCAACUGUUGUACAUGCAUUAACCCUAGUAGUCUGAAAUUGUUUGUACAUAUGUGAAAUUCGGUCAGGAGUCAUGCAACUUUUCGUGGACAACUAUAAAAGUGUAAUUUCCAAAGUCUUUUUCCGAUUAUUAUUGUAGUCACGGUCAACUGUUUCA